Moesziomyces aphidis is the source of this 708-nucleotide messenger RNA. NCBI's taxonomy places the organism in Eukaryota, Fungi, Basidiomycota, Ustilaginomycetes, Ustilaginales, Ustilaginaceae. The record is from the annotation of a GenBank genome assembly.
AUGGGUCCUGCCAAAUCGAUCUUUUGGCCCGUCUGGCAGACUCACGCGGGGAGCUCGAGCCAAGUCGACGAUGCGAGCGUCUACCCCAGGACCCCACCGCUGAAUGAGCCUUGGCCGGGGCUUGACCCGCUCAAGCAAGCAAGCGCCAGUUGGCAUCGGAUCGCUGUCAGCCAUUUACAGAACCUCACCCGUUCCCUCGAGAUAGACGAGGGGAGCGUUGAAUGCCUGCCGGCCUCCGGUCCUGCGGUAUCGUUGGUCGCUUCUGCUUCCGCCGCUGCAGUUGGAGCGAUUGCGUGCGUUCCUGUUCCUGCUGCUGGCCAACUCUGCAUGACUUGGCUCGAAGCGUCGCCAGCUGAUCCACCGCUCCUGCACGAGCCCUCUGGUGCUGCUUCUGCUGCUCCUGCUGCUGUUGCCGCUGUCGAGAUUGAGCAUCUACUCUCUCGCGCUCGUGCCUGCCUGCAACGCCGGUCGUGGUCAAACGACUGCUCGGUCUGCUCCGCUGCGCCGCUCCUGCAGGCGAUCUCCACAGCGAAUGCCCGCUCCGGCCCGCCUGCAUUCCGUACGUCGAGCCAGCUGAGAUUCGCUCUCGCUUCCUACCCUCAUCCCACCGGCAAUCCCCCCUACUUUCCCCUCGUCACCGCGGAUCCUCAUCGAGUCUCGACCACUUUCAUCGCCAGCGGCUCCAGCUCUGAUCGCUUGGAACGAUAG